This is a messenger RNA of Trichechus manatus latirostris (Florida manatee), 962 nucleotides long. It is a transcript of the gene CUNH1orf122, whose product is annotated as chromosome unknown C1orf122 homolog. The record is from RefSeq and is a predicted model, not a curated record. The coding region runs from base 251 to 583 and encodes 110 amino acids. Lineage: Eukaryota; Metazoa; Chordata; Mammalia; Sirenia; Trichechidae. The transcript has 3 exons.
GCCCUCAGCCCCCUGCACGGAGACAUCCGCCGAGGCCUACUUCCGGGAGGAAGUGACGCAACCAUCCAACUUCCGGUCCGGGAGGCUCGGCCCCGCCUCCGCGCCGGGCACCUUAAAGGGACCGCGACCCCCAGGAGGAUUGAAGGAGACCGGUGGGGACGGGGCGGGGCGCAGCUUUGCGGAGCCCUAGAGCAGCUCUGGGGAGGGGGACGACCGAAACGGGGGCGGUGGUCGGGCCGCACAGGCGGAGAUGGAAUGGGGCCCAGGCUCAGACUGGUCACGGGGGGAGUCUGCCGGCGUGGACCGCGGGAAGGCGGGGCUGGGGAUCGGCGGGAGGCCACCCCCGCAACCGGCCCGGGAUGAGCGCGCCCAGCAGCUGCUGGACGCGGUGGAGCAGCGGCAGCGGCAGCUCCUGGACACCAUCGCCGCCUGCGAGGAGAUGCUGCGGCAGCUGGGCCGCCGGCGCCCGGAGCCGGCUGGUGGCGGGAACGUCUCAGCCAAACCCGGAGCGCCCUCCCAGCCAGCUGUCUCUGCCAGAGGUGGCUUUCCAAAGGAUGCUGGUGAUGGAGCUACGGAGCCUUGACCGUCCCCGAGCCGGGCAUCCUGAUCUCUCUCCCUCCCUGGGGCUGGUAGCUGGACUCUGAACAACUCCCUUCAAUAAAGGGUCGUCUUCACUGGCAGUGGCUGUCACUUGGCUUUCAGCCUGGGGUGGCAGCUCUGCUAACAGCUGGGUUCACUCCCACUUCAUCCUGGCUGAAGGCGGUGCUGUGCUUUGAAAUGUAGCCAACGAAUACCCAGUCUGAUUACCGGAAUGUGGGCAGACCAGCAGUGCUCGCCAGCAUGAUCUGGUCUGCUUUGGGGGAAUUAGGUGGUGUUAAUGUCCAUUUCAUGCUUUGGGGGCUCCUAGCCCCAUAAAAAAAUCUUCAGCAGAGCCUUGAUUAAAAGGAAACCUGCAGACUCUC